This is a messenger RNA of Rhinolophus ferrumequinum (greater horseshoe bat), 2329 nucleotides long. RefSeq names its product tubulin epsilon 1 (gene TUBE1). NCBI's taxonomy places the organism in Eukaryota, Metazoa, Chordata, Mammalia, Chiroptera, Rhinolophidae. The transcript is spliced from 12 exons. The coding region runs from base 26 to 1708 and encodes 560 amino acids. Gene Ontology annotation, biological process: mitotic cell cycle; microtubule cytoskeleton organization. The record is from RefSeq and is a predicted model, not a curated record. Gene Ontology annotation, cellular component: cytoplasm; microtubule. Gene Ontology annotation, molecular function: GTP binding; structural constituent of cytoskeleton.
CCUUCGGAGCUGCUGAUGCUAAAAGAUGUUGACAAAGCAGCGAGGACCUGGGGGCCCGGCGCCCAGUCGCUAUGGUAACGAGGAGACGCCGGUGCACGUGCACGGCUUUCUGACGGAAAAGCUUAGCUUGAACCUAGACAAGAGCGUAACGACGUCAGCGACUUGCGGCAGCAGCGUGACUUACGGCACUUCCGCCCCUUCGGAGAGCGCCGUUGGAGAGCCGGGAGGAUGCGAAGGCCGGCGCGGGCUUCCGCGUUCCCUCGGCUGGCCUCCCUGCAGCAUGACCCAGUCGGUGGUCGUGCAGGUCGGCCAGUGCGGAAACCAGAUAGGCUGCUGCUUUUGGGACUUGGCGCUGAGGGAGCAUGCCGCGGUCAAUCAGAAAGGAAUUUAUGAUGAAGCGAUAAGCAGCUUCUUUAGAAAUGUGGAUACCAGAGUGGUUGGUGAUGGUGGCAGUAUUUCCAAGGGGAAAAUUUGUUCUUUAAAAGCAAGAGCUGUUUUAAUUGACAUGGAGGAAGGUGUAGUAAAUGAAAUUCUGCAGGGACCUUUGAGAGAUGUAUUUGAUACCAAGCAGCUCAUCACUGAUAUUUCUGGCUCAGGGAAUAAUUGGGCCGUGGGUCACAGAGUUUUUGGCAAUCUUUAUCAAGAACAGAUUUUAGAGAAACUCAGAAAGUCAGCAGAGCACUGCGAUUGUUUGCAGUGUUUUUUUAUAAUACAUUCCAUGGGAGGAGGAACAGGAUCUGGACUUGGCACAUUUCUUUUAAAAGUGCUUGAGGAUGAAUUCCCAGAAGUAUACAGACUUGUGACUUCCGUUUAUCCUUCUGGUGAGGAUGAUGUCAUAACUUCGCCUUACAAUAGCAUCUUGGCAAUGAAGGAACUUAAUGAGCAUGCAGACUGUGUGUUGCCCAUUGACAACCAAUCUUUAUUUGACAUCAUUAGCAAAAUUGACCUCAUGGUGAAUUCUGGAAAAUUGGGGACAACUAUAAAGCCAAAGAGUCUGGUUACUUCAAGUGCUGGGGCUUCUAAAAAGCGGCAGGAGAAGCCCUUUGACGCAAUGAACAACAUUGUGGCAAAUUUGCUGCUUAACCUAACAAGCUCUGCGAGGUUCGAAGGAUCCCUUAAUAUGGACCUUAAUGAAAUCAGCAUGAAUUUAGUUCCUUUUCCUCAAUUGCAUUAUCUCGUGUCAAGCCUAACACCUCUAUAUACACUGGCAGAUGUUAACAUUCCUCCUCGAAGGUUGGAUCAGAUGUUUUCAGAUGCCUUUAGUAAACAUCACCAGCUAAUUCAGGCUGAUCCCAAACAUAAUCUCUACCUUGCCUGUGCCCUUAUGGUUAGAGGAAAUGUCCAGAUUUCAGAUCUUCGCAGAAAUAUUGAAAGAUUAAAACCUUCUCUGCAGUUUGUCUCCUGGAAUCAAGAAGGUUGGAAGACCAGCCUGUGUUCAGUACCGCCUGUGGGUCAUUCUUAUUCAUUAUUAGCUUUAGCAAAUAACACAUGUGUGAAGCCUACCUUUGUGGAACUGAGAGAGAGAUUCAUGAGGCUCUAUAAGAAAAAGGCUCAUCUUCAUCACUAUCUACAAAUUGAAGGGAUGGAGGAAAGCUGUUUCACAGAAGCUGUGUCAUCUUUAUCAGCACUUAUACAGGAAUAUAACCAGCUAGAUGCCACAAAAAGCAUGCCUGUGGAAGAUUUACCUAGAUUAAGCAUAGCUGUGUAAAAAAGAAACCCAAAAACUGCUUUUACUUUUUCUUAAUUUCACAUUUUUUUGGUCAUCUUACCUUUGUGUUUCAUAAUUUUUGUGAUUCAGAAAGCCCAGUUUGUGUUUUUCAUAUUAGGACGUAUUUUUGUCUGAAAGAGUGGUUCCAUUUCAUCACAAUUUGUUGUGUCAAAUUAAUAAAAUCAUAGUACCUUAACUUCAAAAAUUUGUCUUCAGAAAAUCCCCCUUUUCUGAAAUUGAGAGAACAGAGUUCUUUAGUAUUUAUUUAUAAUCUUAUAUUGAGGCAUUUAUACAAGAUAAUCAUGUCUUCAAUAAAAUCUUGUACAGAUUUUUUUUAUAUUUAUAAUUUGUUUUUAUAUUGUUUAAAUUCAUCUGAUUCUUUAAAAAUAAAUACAAGGAGUUGAAGAACAUAAUGUAAAUAUUUCUGUGUAAUACCCACUAACUUCAGGGAUAGGUUUUAUCACAGCUCUUACGGAGGUUUUGUUUCUUCUUUGGAUAACCACUUGUUUGUACUCAAAAGAAUCAAUUUACAUUUAACAUGCAUUUAUAUUAAAUUAUUUUUAAGUAUAAUGCUUUGUUAUCAAAUCAGUUGAUUUUAUAAUAAUAAAUGUCCAUAUUUUU